UUAGGCUUGCAAUGUUAUGGGUUCAGAGGUCAUCUUGGUUGUGGGCUAUUCAGGUUUCCAUAGCGAUCAUAAGCCUUGCCCAACAUCUGCUUCUGAUUUAUCUACAACAUAAGGGCAGCGUCCUUCAACAAAUGUUCAGUGUAUAUUUUCUUCUUGAAGCCGUUAACAGUGUGCCAUUUAUUGUUACAAUUUUCUGGGAGCCUCUUAGAAACCUAUUUAUACCUAUUUAUCUCAACUGCUGGUUGGCAAAGCAUCUUCUUGAGAAUCUUUUUAAUGAUCUUCACAGAGUUAUGAUGCGUUCACAUUCUGCUCUCUCUCAGCGAGUCAUGAUUUUAUUUUCAUUCAUAUUUUGCCUCAUAUUCACCUGUGCCUGUGGCAUGCAUCACUUAGAGAGAGGGGACAUCAGUACCAACGGCAUGUCUUUCUUCCACGCGUUUUACUUCACAAUCGUAACCUUCUCCACCGUGGGGUACGGGGACAUCGAGGUCCGCAUCUGGCCCUCCCAGCUCUAUGUCAUCACCAUGAUCUGUGCGGCCCUUGUCAUCCUUCCCAUACAGUUAGAAAACUUGGCUUACUUGAUUAUGGAGAGACAAAAGCAGGGUGGGACGUACAGCCGACAUCGAGCGCAAACGGAGAAGCACGUCGUCGUAUGCGCAACCAAUCUUCAGUAUGACCUUAUUGUUGAUUUCCUCAAUGAGUUCUAUGCUCAUAAUGAUCUUCAGGAUUUCUUUGUGGUUCUUCUCUCUCCCUGUGAGCUUGAUAACGCCCUCAAGGCGCUCCUGACCGUCCCUCUGUGGGCCCAGAGGGUCAUCUACAUCCAAGGAUCAGCCCUUAAAGAUGGUGAUCUCCUCAGAUGCAGGAUGGAUGAUGCUGAAGCCUGCUUUAUUCUGUCACCAAGAAACUUUAUGGAUAGGUGUGAAGCAGAUCAGCAGACCAUCUUGAGAACCUGGGCCGUCAAGGAUUUUGCCCCCAAUGUUCCUCUCUACAUCCAGAUCCUUAAACCUGACAACAGGUUUCAUGUUCAGUUUGCAGACCACGUGGUGUGUGAGGACCAGUUCAAGUAUGCCCUCUUGGCCAACAAUUGUCUGUGUCCUGGUACAUCCACCCUUGUGACCCUUCUUAUACACACAUCCAGAGGAGUGGAAGGGUGCGAUUCUCAUUCUCAGUGGCAGCGUACAUACGGUCGUUGCUCUGGUAACGAGGUCUAUCACAUUGUACUUGGAAACAGCAAAUUCUUCAACGAAUAUGAGGGCAAAAGCUUCACCUAUGCAUCCUUUCAUGCACAUAAGAAAUAUGGCGUCUCACUGGUCGGCAUUCAGAAACAGGAGGAGAACGCCAAGAUCCAGCUCAACCCGGGACCUCGUCACAUGAUGAGGUCAUCGGACACGUGUUUCUAUAUGAAUAUCUCCCCGGAGGAGAACUCGGCCUUCAUCCUGAAUCACCCUAAUGAAGAUAAUGAGAGUAAAGAGAGUAAGAUGGAUAAAUCACAAAGCAAUUUCCACGACAGCAACGGCACGGGGAUCUCGCGGGUAGAGAGUGCCAUCGCUAGUGUUGGUUCUAUGGCUUUGGAACUGCAUCAUUUUGGGAGCACAAGGUCAAGUAACAGUGCUAGUGGUGCAGCGACAUCACCAUCAUCAACUUCAUCUGCUUCAGAAACUAAAAAUAAAUUUGAGCCAUCGUCGGGGCGGGGAUCAUCAGGUGGACUGAGAGUUGAAAUCCCCCCUCGGAGCUCAAUGGACCAAGCCAUGGACCGUAACCGUCUGAUGCCCCCUGGCGGGGACGACGGGGGUACAUUCACCACGAGGGUUGUGGAUGAUGAAGAAGCGGGAGGACCCCCCAUGCCCAGGGGCAGGGAGGGGCGACGCCCGUCCAUCAUGCCCGUUCUGGAGAUGAUGUCGUCCGACCCGGAGGAUGAACAGCUGAGGGACGACAGGCCACUGCAGGCACAGAAGCAGGUUGCCAUAGAAACAGAGGAUGUGUCGGUGUGGGAUGAAGAAGAACCUUGGACCAAAGGCACCCCACCUCUUGUUCCUUUCAUCGGGUACCAGCCAGGAUGCUGUCAUCUUCUUUCCCAGCCAAAGAAACUAUGCUGUCUAGAAAUUGAUCAGCCUUGUGAUCAUUCCAGUUGGAGGCAUGCAGCAGAGUAUAACUGGCCAAACAACUGCAUCAUCCUCGCCGUGGAGUACGCUGCCUUGGGAAUGGUUGACUUCAUCGUACCCUUGAGGGCUCACUGGAGACCAAAACACACCCUCAAACCAAUCGUUAUUCUAGUUGAGAAGAGACCCGAUACAUGUUUUCUAGAGUGUAUAGCAGCAUUUCCUAUGGUUUACUACAUGAUUGGUACAAUAGAAAGCCUUGAUGACAUCUUGCGGGCUGGUAUCCUGCAGUCAGACACCGUGGUCGUCGUUGACAAGGAAUCCUCUAAACUCGCCGAGGAGGACUACAUGGCCGACGCAAACCAGAUUGUAGCUGCUCAGUACCUUUUCAAAUUGUUUCCACAUAUCAGCAUCAUCACCGAAUUAACUCAUCCGUCCAAUAUGAGAUUCAUGCAGUUCAGAGCGAAAGAUUACUACGCGCUAAGAAUGGCUGAGAAACAGAAGAAAGAGAAGGAGAAAGGAUCAAACAUCUCCUAUAUGUUCCGCUUGCCUUUCUCGGCGGGGAACGUUUUCAGUGCCAGCAUGCUGGAUACGCUUCUCUACCAGUCGUUUGUGAAAGAAUAUAUGAUCAGUUUUACAAGGCAACUCCUAGGGCUUGACCAGGCUCCCGGUUCAGGCUAUCUUUGUGAGCUGAGAGUUACUCAUGAAGAUAUGUGGAUCAGAACGUAUGGGAGACUCUACCAGAAGCUCUGUUCAACAACCCAUGAAAUACCCAUCGGUGUCUACAAAACACACAACCAUUCGGACAACAAAUCAGAGUUAUCAGUCACCAUAGAGGAUGAUGAUAGUUCAUCAUCCGGCCAAUCAGAGGAAAGGAAAGAGAUUGCUCAUCUUGUCCGACAAAAGAUGAAGAAGAUGGAUAUCCCACCGGAAGAGUAUGAUAGUGAAGUGAGUGAUAAGAGAAACAAGGUGUCCUAUGUCCUCAUCAAUCCAAGCUUUGAAACCAAGCUAGAAGUGGAUGAUAUCAUUUUCAUCAUACGACCCGCCGGUGGUCCUAAGACACCCUCGCCCAUGCCUCCGAGGAGAAAGUUCAGCAGUAGGAGGGUCAAGCCAAGGAAUACUGAACCAAAGCCGCCAUUGCUAGAUCCUCAAGGGACCAACGUGGACACCAAGCUAUAGGGCGCCCUCUCGUGAUCGUCCUCAAAGGAUUUUGACAAGGAUGACUGAUGGCUUUCCAAGACGGAGAGAGAGAGAGAAUGGUGUGCCUUGAUAGCCGAUCCCAAGCUGUCAUCAGCUGAUCAAAGGCAAAGUCCAGACAGCAUUGAUGUGGUCUUUCAGCUGUGAUAUCAAGUUUUGACCAUCUUUCUUGAUUGAAAGAGAACUGCCAUUUAUUUUUCUCUCUUCGAAUCCCACUGCCGUUGGGAUUGUGAGAGGUAAUUCUGCUGUAGCAGCUGACCGAGCGGUGUAUUUGAUUUUAUGACUGAGGCUUCUGGAUUGGAUUCCGUCAAGCGUUCGGAAUUCCCUGCAUUGAUCGUCAAAACUGAGUCUCAGAAUUCAAAGUAUUUUGAUUGGUGACAUGUGAAAAUAUUUUAGUAUUCUCAAGUCGCAAUUCUACAAGACAGCAUCCAAGGUGUCAAUGAAGCCUGCUAUCCGCCAUUUAGCAAGAAAAGGUGGAGUCAAGCGGAUCUCUGGUCUUCUCUACAAAGAAAAGCGCAGUGUACGUAAAGUCUUCUUGGAGAAUGUCAUUAGUGAUGUCGUCACCUACUAUGAGCACACCAAGCGCAAGGCUGUCACAGUCACCAAUUGCAUUUGCGUCCUUAGCCAAGAAGCAGACCUUUAAGAGUAUUGUCUUUGUUGAUGAAGAAGCUUUGGUUUAUCUACAGGUAUGACAGUAGAAGUCAUCAAGGGAUAUUUAUGUGCACCCCUUAGCAUAUGACAUAUCAGUGAUUAAUGAUAACAUUGCCACAUCAGAGGGAAGGUGAUUCACAAAGGUUUAAGUGUAACUUGAAGUCGUGCUUGGUACGUAUGUUAUUAAAUGCGCAAUCUCAUUUAUUUAUUCAAAGUAGGAUGUGUCCUUUGAGAAUUAUUUGACCAAUGCUCUGAUGCAUUUCAUACAGCACAAAACUAUGAAUUAAAGUGAUCACAUUUAAGUCUUUGUGAAAGACCUCAGUUUUACAGCAGAUUAUCAUCAACUCCUCCAGAUUGUUUCAGCUUAAUUAUUUAUUAGUUUUAUGAAAUUAUGUCCUCCUCUAUGACUGAGUAUUUAUACAUCAUUUGUAGAAAAAUUCGAGUUUGAGUUUUUAUGAAGCAUAUUUAGUGAGAUCAGUGAAAGAAAGUGCUUGUUUUAGAAGGAUAUUUUUCAUUGCCUUUAUGUAGAAUAGAAAUGCAGAAUAUAGAUUGUUCUUUCUGUCCUUUUUAGCUCAUUUUAAUUAAUAGAGUUAAAUGAAAACACUAGUAGGAAGGCAGUAUCACCCAAAUUGAAAAAAAUUCAAGUUUCUGCAAAAUAAAGAAUAGUGUAUUUUCACUGUUAUGCCUGCGUUUUAUACAAAAAAUAGAAUGAAAUGAUAUUAGUACACAGGCUGAUAUAUCAUCAUGAAAUAUAAAUCUCAUUGGGGGUAUUGCAAGAAAAGUAUUUGAAAUUGAUCUCAAAUGGCAUUUGUAAAUUUGCAAUUGAUGUUAAAUUAUUAAGUAUAUCACUUUAUAUUUUUAUGCACCAGCAAUUAUUAGUGAAUUUGGAAUCGAUUUCAAAGUAUUUUCCUUUUUUAUCUACAAAAAUAGAUUUGCAAAUAAUUGCAAAUUUGUAGCUGCUUUGAAGACUUGCGAUUGAUUGUUUUAAUUUACAAUUGACUCACGAUUAAUUGAGAGAACCUUCAUGCCACAUAUGCAAGAUUCAGAUAGGAGAUCAUGUACAUUAUUUCUUUUUCAAAACUAUCAUUGUGCAUAUAUUGUAAAUAUUUUGAAAGCGUUCUUUCAGUAUGAUGUACCUUCAUCUGGUCAUGAGGUCAUCAUCAAUUUCUAGCAUCUCAUCUGUGAUGGAGAAUUAUGUCUUUUGAUUGUAUGAUAUGCUCUCUGUUUUCUCUCACCAUUUCAUUCUUAAUUUUGAGAUCCUUGUAGUAUCGAUAGUCCCAUAUGUGCAAUUUCUUGCAGUGACCUGAGAAUCAGCUUUUUUAAUUCACAUUUUACCAUGGCCCAGAUUGUUUAACAAGUUAUUUUAAUAUAAUUCAUGCCUCCCUAUCCAGGUUUAGCCUUGCCCCCCCCCCCCUCCCCCACUCCUGGAAUCUUUUUAACUCCUAAUCAUUAAAAAAUGCUGUAUUCUGUACAAAUUGCAGUACAGUGUACAGUAAAAUCAGGGAUUGUGUGGCAAUAUUUUCCUUUCCCCUUCUGCUUUCAAUAGUAUACUUUUUUAUUUCAUUAAUUGUUUUUAAAGUAUUAUAAAAAUAUAUCAAUAUUUUCUUCACUUAAGCAAAAUUUCAGUUUGAUUUGGUUGUAUUAAGGAUUUUCAUGAUGCUUUCUUUAUCUCAUUUUAUCUCAGGCACCGGCCCCCCUCCCCCACCACCACACCAUCCUUGCAAUAUUUCAAAUCAUUUCAUACCAAUAUUUUCAUAAGACCUUUGUUUUUUUCCCCAAGACUUGCAAUAUUUUAUUUUAUGUGAUUCACUUAUGGCAUUACUAAACAUCUUAGUUUCCCACUCACUUUUAUUUAAAAAAAGAGCUGUAUCAUACCGGUACUCUCAAUUGGUGUGCAUCAAGAACAUUCACAUAUUUGAAAAUCAGUACUCUCUAUAUACUCAUAUAUCAGAAAGUUUAUUCUACCGAAAGGGGAGAUUUUAUGGAAUGCACUUACACUGUCAUACUUUACUUCAAAUUUCUUUUUUUUUUAUCUUGUAAAGAUUUGAUAUUUAAUCAUAUUGACUUUGAAACAACGAUUGUACUAUAUUUGCAUUUACUCAAACUCUUGCUACAUAACAGCACUUGUAACAGUGACUUAUCAAGAGAGGAAGGAAAAGUGUACAUAUAAGCAAAAAUGAGGUACAUUUUUUGCCUUUUUAGUAAAAAGAUUGAAAAUGAAAGUUCUGUACAGUAUUACUAUGUGCCUUUUGUACGAUUUAUGCCAUGAAAUAUAUGUACAUCUUUUAUGUAAACUAUUUGUGCAUGAUUAUUGAUAAUUGAUAUGGUCUAUUUCCUAUUUGAUAUAUCUUCAAGAGGAAAAUGAUUCUGCUUUUCAUUUUUUUAAGUGAAGUGAAAUUUUUGAAGGAAUAGUUGAUAAACAAUGAAGAUCUAGCUCAACUGUGGCCAGUCAAAAGACUUGAUGUCAGUGUUACACAAAAUGGUAUUUCUUGCUUGUUUUGUGAAUGUAAAGGCCAUGACAUCGGCCCUAUCCAUGCAGUGAAGCUGGUCAUUAUCAAGUUGAGAUUUUUCAGUGUCUAAAUAUAAUCUAGGUGAUCGUAAAAUAAACAAGUGACCAGCUGCCCCAAAACCAACAAUAAGUCGCGCAAAAUGAAUUUUUGAGACUUUCAUUGAGGUUAAAACAGGCACAUCCCAAGGUUUAAAAUGGUAUAUAACCUUGCCAAAAUUGAUGAACAAUAACCCUCACAGCUACCUAAUUAAAUGCAGAGGAAAUUCCUUGAGACCUUUAAAAAAAUAAAGAUAAAACAAGGUUUGAAAUUCGGGGGUCAAUUAAGCAUGAGAUGUGCACACUGUACAAUCUUGUUAAAACUUAUAAGCAGUGUGCAAAAAAAAAAUGAUUUCAAAGGAACACUUUUAUCUUGUCUUUUAUUUAACUUUACAACUUCAAUUAUUGACAAUACAAAGAAGAAUUCAUUCUUUAAGUUUUGGUUUUUGAAUAACAAAUUACUAGUUUGGCUGUUUACAGAGAACCUUCCCUGGCGACUUAUUGUUGGUUUUGAGGGAACUGGACACAGACGUGCCCUGUUACACAAAGAGUAACUUUCAUAGCAACUUAGUCAUCCGAUGGUAAAUAUGGUAACUGCCAUGGUAAUAUAUGGCUCAACAGCCAAUCAAAAUCAAGUAUAACAUAAUUUACCAAGGAUGGCAAAGUUACUAUAAUAGUAUGUGACAUGGCCCACGCAAAGUAUUUUAUUCUUCAGAUUUCUUGUUUGUAUUUCGUGUUUGUGAAACAAGGCUGAUAUUUAUUGUUGAAUUUCAAUUUUACACUCUUUGGGACCACAACAAAUGAUAUACCAUCGAACAUCAUAAAAAUGAUAUUAUUGUGUGCUUAUAUUUCUAUGUGGGUAAGUAGAAAGUAUCUAAUAUUUAUAGUGGAAUCUUUUUGUUUACAAUGUGCUAUAUUCAAGCUCAAGUGUAUCGCUAUCAUAAAUGCUGUUAAGUUGUCAACCUAACCGCGUCAAAUAAUGGGCU
Lytechinus pictus (painted urchin) is the source of this 7475-nucleotide messenger RNA. Its product is annotated as potassium channel subfamily T member 1-like. NCBI's taxonomy places the organism in Eukaryota, Metazoa, Echinodermata, Echinoidea, Temnopleuroida, Toxopneustidae. Gene Ontology annotation, biological process: potassium ion transmembrane transport. Gene Ontology annotation, cellular component: plasma membrane. Bases 12 to 3275 code for a protein of 1087 amino acids. Gene Ontology annotation, molecular function: intracellular sodium-activated potassium channel activity; outward rectifier potassium channel activity. The record is from RefSeq and is a predicted model, not a curated record. The transcript has 24 exons.